Molecule: messenger RNA, 5276 nt
Organism: Papilio polytes (common Mormon)
Lineage: Eukaryota; Metazoa; Arthropoda; Insecta; Lepidoptera; Papilionidae
Gene: snama
Product: E3 ubiquitin-protein ligase RBBP6
Exons: 16
Coding region: 311-5074 (1587 amino acids)
Biological process (GO): mRNA processing; protein ubiquitination; ubiquitin-dependent protein catabolic process
Cellular component (GO): nucleus
Molecular function (GO): nucleic acid binding; ubiquitin protein ligase activity; zinc ion binding
Source: RefSeq, a predicted model, not a curated record
UACAUCAAUGGCGCUUGGCUGUCGUUGAAACGCUAAUUGCCUUUAUUUUACAUUUUAUUUAGUUGUUUGUUCCAUCUCUUAAUAAUUAUUUUGCCGGUAUUAAUAGUAUUCGGUAUAAUAAUUAACUUAUUGUCAUUUUACUUGUUAUUCAUGAUUAUUUUAGCGUUAGGACUACUGCAAUAUCAAUUGUAACAAACCUGCAUGCAAAUCUAAUUUGAUCAAAAUUGUUUUUCUUUAUGAAGAAAAGGCUAGAUAUGUGAACAUAUGUUGUCAUGUUACAUGAAAUUGAAUUUUCUUCUUGCUUGUGGAAAUGUCUGUACAUUACAAAUUUAAAAGUGCAUUGGAUUAUGACACAGUUACUUUUGAUGGGCUGCAUAUUUCUGUAGGAGAUUUAAAAGCUGCCAUAUCGCAGCAGAAAAGGAUUGGAAAGACUUCAGAUUUUGAUCUCCAGAUCACUAACGCACAGACAAAAGAAGUUUAUGUGGAUGAUCAGACUUUAAUUCCAAAGAACACUUCACUUCUUGUGGCAAGAGUUCCACUUGCUCAGCAACCUAAGAAACAGUGGGAAGGAUCUAAUGCAAAUUCAUCGUCAUUGCACAAAGAUGUUGCUGUUAACAAGGGAUUGGCUGAUCUGUCUCGCAUGGAAGGUAGCGAACAGGAUAAAAUAAAUGCUAUGAUAUCACAAUCCACUUUUGACUACGACCCUAGCAACUAUCAGAAAAUAAGAGGACAAAAUCAGAGAGGAGCUGUUCCAAGUAACUAUAUUUGUUACAAGUGUCAGAAGAAAGGUCACUGGAUCAAAGACUGCCCUGCGGCAAAUUCUGGUGAAGCUAUAGAAAUCAGAAGGAGUACAGGUAUUCCUAGAAGUUUUAUGGUACCAGUAGAUGGUCCAAAAGCACCAGGAGCCAUGAUGACACCAAGUGGUACAUUUGCAGUCCCCGCAGUUGAUCAUGAGGCAUAUCUUGCCUCGGAGAAUGCUGGUGGUGCUGACACUCCGACCAACGCACCAGCGGCCCCGGAGCCUUCUGUCCCUGAUGAAUUGAUCUGCAGCCUCUGUCGUGACCUGCUCAUUGAUGCGGUGAUGAUACCAUGCUGCGGAAACUCGUUUUGUGAUGAAUGUAUAAGAGGUGCUUUAUUGGAAUCUGAAGAUCAUGAGUGUCCUGAUUGUAGGGAAAAAGAGAUUGCACCAACAACGCUUAUCCCAAACAGAUUUUUAAGGAAUUCUGUAUCAGCGUUUCGUAACCAAACAGGCUACAACCGAAGAGCGCCGCAUCGGCCGUCGGCAGCGCCCCCGCCCGCGCCCGCCGCGCCCCCGCCCGCGCUCGCCCCGCCCCCCGCUAUGGGACAUCAGCCUGGGAUGAAGCCACCUGGGAUUGAUGGACCUCCAAUUAAUAUGCCUCGUCUUGAAGAGCAAAGAGCAAGCACGCCUACUAUUGACGAGAGAAGAGAUCCGAUGUCGUCGCAGGUCGUGUUCAACCGGGGACAAGCGCCGCCAUUUGUACCAGGCUUGCUGCCGCCGGCACAACGGUAUCCCAACCAACCGUACGGACGGCAAGGUCCGCCGGGGCCGCUGUACGGCGACCGCUACCGACACCGCUUGGAGCCCUACCAGCCGCCGCCGCCCGGCAUUAAGGAUUCCCCCACUAACGGGGCCGGAGAGGACCCGCUCGAGGCGUUCAACCGGAUGAUACGUGAGAAGGAGAUGCGCGCGAAGCGGCGGGAGGAGGAGCGGCGGCGCGCGCACUCCGGCUCGCGCUCCCCGACGCGCUCCCGCACGCCGCGCUCACCGCGCUCCCCGCGCUCGCCGCGCUCCCCGCGCUCCCCGCGCUCCCAGCGCUCCCCGCGCUCACCUCGAGCGCGUCCUCGCAGUCGCGCAUCUAGCAGAAUUCGAUAUACUAGAUCGCGAUCGGCUUCUCGCGGCCGCGUGCGCCGCUCACCCUGGUCGCCGCGGCGCAGGCGCACCAGAGACAGAUCACUCUCACUCACACGGUCGCCGUCGCCUCGUCGCCGGCACCGUACCCCGCUGCGGUACCGCUCGCCGCUGCGGUCUCCGGGGCCGCGGUCUCCGCUCCGGUCGCCGCUCCGCUCCCCGCUGCGGUCUCCGCUCCGCUCUCCGCUGCGUUCUCUGCCGCACUCGCCGCACCGCCCGCCGCCGCUCAUGAGGUCGCCGCAGCCCAGACCGAUGUCGCCACAUAGAUACGCCGGAGUGUAUGAUGAAUUGUUAUCGCCCCCGCGUCGUAGUGUUGAGCCGCCAUACGGAGCCAGAUAUGGGCCGAGAAAUAAUGCACCGCCUCCGACUUUCCCCCCAUUGGGAGCUAAACCGAUACCUCUUAUGGGUAGUCUUCCAAUGCGAACUGAUCCUCAGCCGGGUUAUCGAGGACGUUUUGACGGCCCACCUUUUGAAGAAAUUCCACCUAGCGUGGAACCCCCUGUGCCAGGAUUCGAGCCGUCGCCGUUUGAGAAACCCUCUUUUGGUCCGUCGGGUCCAUUAGAACGUGAUAGAAUAUCAGGUUCAGGUUAUAGGGAUGGUUACAGGCCACCCCAAUACGCCGACGGUCCGGCGGGAUACCGGGAUAUACCAAUACCUGCUGCCCAGAACGAAAUUUCCGUUCAUAUUCCAAAUCAACCCCCACGAUACCGUGAUAAUUAUAGACCUGGACAUAGCUACCGUGAUCAAGGUCCUGCACCAUUUAGGGAUGGCGCCCAGUCCUACAGGGAUUCGGGUCCACCAGGACUGCCAUACCGCGAAGGUAACUUUAGAGGAGCCCAGCCUCCGUCAUUCCGUGAUAAUUCGUAUCGGAAUAUGCCCUUCAGAGAUGGUAACUACAGAGACCCAGUGCCUCAUAAUUUCCGCGAUCCAAAUGUGCCGUACAGACCGCCUAGCGCCGAUCCUCGAGAACCCAUACCGCCAAAUUAUCAUGAUCCUAAUUAUCGAGAAAGUUUUAGAGAUGAAACUAAUGCAAAUAGGGAUGCAAUGCGAGCUGGGUAUCGUGCUAAUGCUCGAAGUAGGGGAGGAAGUAGGCGUAAUCCGAAUGUUGAACAUGAAAAACAUAGAGAUGCACGUGAGCGCGAAAGGUUGAAUGAGAACAGAGAACCACCACCCGAAAAAGGAGAACGAUCUCGAGAUGCAGAUAAACGACAGGCUUAUGAAAAAAGAGAAGUACGUGAUGAGCGUACACGAGAUACAGAAAGAAAUCGUGAAUAUGAUAAAGAAAGAGGUCGUGAUAAAGCAACGCCAGAUAAAAAAGGCCGGUCGUCACCUAAGCGCACACGAGAAAAGAAACGCAGUGAAUCUAGAGGACGUUCCAGAGAUCGAGACCGCGAUCGCGAAAAUCGUCGUGAAAAGAAAGAUGAUCGGUCUCGCGAAAGACCCUCUUCCGAAAGAGGCAGAGAUCAUAAAGAUAAAGAAAAGAAAAUCAAGGACAGAAAAAAGAAAAAACGAGAAAAGGAAAAAGAUAAUAAAAAGAAGCGCGAUAAAAAAGAAAAAAAAGAAAAAGAGUCCACAAAGAAAGAUGAUGACGAUAAAGAAAAAACAGAAAAUGUUGAUAGUCAAACAGAAAAUAAAGAGCUCGUUAAGCAGGAACCAAAGGAAGAAGAAUCUGUACAAAAUAAUGUUGUUCAAACUGAACCAGCUGUGGCUAAAGUUAUAAAAGCCGAUGCGACCGAAUCAGUUGUUGAAAAAUCAAAUGAAGACUUAUAUGGUGAUGAAUCUGCAGAAGCUGUUGAUAAAGAAAUAAUACAAAAUUACGUGAAAACCGAAAACAAAGAGCAACAACCCAUCGAAGUUCAAACAGAAGAGACUUGUAAUAAAGAUGACCCAUUUGACGGAAUAGAACUUCAAGCAGUAACUGAAGACUUAGAAGCAGACAUUGAAGGUAACACCGGUCAAAGCAAAGAAAUGCUGGCACCUUUACCCGAAUUAUCUAAAUGGGAAGUAGAUGAUGAUAAUGCUGAAAAAACCAAGGAGCCUGGUGAAAUAACUUCACCAGAAGAAGAGGAGGACAGUGGCAAAGUCACAUCUGAAGUUAUUAAGCGCGCCGAAAACGCCAUAUUUGCAAAAGCCAUUAGUUCAUUGCGCCCGAUAGAAAUUAAAAAAAUUAGUAGUGAUCGUUUAAAAUUAUACGGUGAUGAAAUGGAACAAAAAAAUUCUAUGAACAAUAUUCAAAUUACUGUUCCCGUAGUAGAUUCUAAUCAGAGGUCUAUUGAAUUAAGUGACAGAAACAGAUAUUCCAAAACACCUCCACCAAGAUUGUCCGUUAAAGAAAGAUUAGGUGGAAAGGUGGAAGACGUACGCAAAAGUCGAGAAAUGCGAUUAGUGCAAAGUACCGUAGAAAGAGUGAAGUCUAGGUCAAAAACGCCCAAGAGAGAACAAGCUUAUCGCAGAGUGACGGUUGAAAAAGAAAAAGAAAAUAAACCUAGAUCCCACGGUAGAUCGCAGCCGACUAAAUCUGACAGACGUGCUGACAAAGAGGAUAGCAGAAAUUCAGAUAGUUAUCGCGGCGGCGGUGAUUCAAAGAAAAAGGAUUUCGAUAGAAGUACAAAGCACGACAAAAAAUCAAAUGUUGACGACAAUUUUGGCUCUCGCCAUCGUGAUCGUGGCAAUGACAACUCAAAUGAUAUAAAACGAUCGAAUGCAGAACGUGAAAGAAAGAAAUCUAUUUUAGACGAAGCUCAUUUUGAACCAGAUUAUGACGAAACACUUGAAUCAGAUAACGAAACUAAAGAGGAAAGCAGCAAGAAACGUGGACGUUCAGCUUCACCCAGUGCAGUUGGCGAGGCAAAAAAGGCAAAGCUGGAAGAUACCAUCAAGCUGGAUCUAACUAACGUAAAAAAGAAACCCGAAUCUGAAAGUGAGUCUUCUAGUGAAUCUGAUGGUAGCUCUUCUUCAUCUUCUUCGGAUGCCCGCAGACGUAAGAAAAAGAAGAAACGUAACAAGAAAAAGAAGAAACGCGCUGCUAGUGAUAGCGACAGUGACUCCGACUCAAGUUCCGACGACCAUAAGAAGAAGAAAAAGAAGCGUAAGCAUAAGAAGAGAUCUAAUAAAAAGAAGAAGAAGUCUAAGCAUAAUAAGUAAAGCAUAAAUUCCUUGGAAGUGAAACACUUUAUUUUUAACAUUUUAUGUAUCUGUGUAACUUUUUACCGUUAUUAAUAACAAUUAUUAUAAUUAUCGCGCAUUGGGCAGUACUUCUUACUGCAGAGUGAAUUUUUAUGUUUAGAAAAUGUAUUAUCUAUACGUCAUGUAAGAUUAUUAAGUAAUAAAUUGCAAUGGAAUAAAA